Molecule: messenger RNA, 12457 nt
Organism: Phytophthora infestans T30-4
Lineage: Eukaryota; Oomycota; Peronosporomycetes; Peronosporales; Peronosporaceae
Product: fatty acid synthase subunit alpha, putative
Exons: 1
Coding region: 1-12372 (4123 amino acids)
Biological process (GO): long-chain fatty acid biosynthetic process
Cellular component (GO): fatty acid synthase complex
Molecular function (GO): magnesium ion binding; holo-[acyl-carrier-protein] synthase activity; fatty acid synthase activity
Source: RefSeq, a predicted model, not a curated record
AUGAGCGAGGUUACGGAAAGCCACACAACCACAACGACCACGACGGCGGGAGAGCAAACGGAGACGGUCGUGACGACUACGACAACCACCACAACCACCACUACGACCGAAGAGACAACGUCCGCGUUGGCAGACGCAAUGGACAAGCUCUCGUUCAUCCCGGAGUUCGGUGGCCAGGGUAUCUCCUACUGGACCGAGCUGCAACGGCUCUACACCGCGUCUGAAACCAGCAGUACGCGCGUAUUCAUCGAUAACGCGGCUCAGGCGCUGCUGGAGGAGUCCAGCUCGGAUGAGGCCAAGGCCUCCGUCGCCUUCGAGGCGGUCAUUGAUGUGCACAGCUGGCUGCAGACUCUGGAGGCCGGCGACGCCCCCCCCGGCUUGGCACUGGACCGCGUCUUCUUCAGCAUGCCUCUGCUUGCGUUGACGCAGUGCGCUAACUAUCUUAACUUCCUUGAGACCGCGGGCGUGACCCACGAAAGCGUGGUAAAGAACUCCGCCACUGCUGUGGGUCACAGCCAGGGUGUGGUGAGCGCUGUCAUCUUCUCGGCGGCCAAAACGGCCCAAGAGUUUGCCGAGAUCGGCGUCUCCGUGCUGCGCUACAUGUUCUGGCAGGGACUGCGCGCGCAGGAGACGUACCAGCACCUGCUGACGCAAUACAAGCAGGAUGGCAAGAACGUCGAGGACGCCGGUCCGAUGCUGGCCGUACGUGGGCUCAAGAAGGAGCACGUUCUCAAGUCCAUCGAGGUCGCCAAGCGCCGCACCAAAUCACCCGACCUACAUCUCUCUCUUAUCAACGCAUCCGACAUGAUGAACGUGACGGGCUUCCCAGCAACGCUAACACUGCUGAAGCAAGCCCUUGAGGGUCUGUUCGCCAAGCCGGACGUUAACCAGACCCGCAUCCCUCACUCACAGCGGAAACCCACGGGUUCGCUGUCAUUCUUGCCGCUCUCGGCUCCAUUCCACACACCACUGCUGACCGAGGCCAAGCCAAAGCUGGUGCAGGACGUGCAACGAGUCAAGUGCGUGAUUAAGGGCAGUCAACUGCAGGUGCCCGUGUAUGCUACCAACGCGAAAGCCACCAACCUCCAGACGGUGGACGACGUGGUCGAUGAACUUAUUAACAUGCAGCUACUGGAGCUGGUGGACUGGACGGCGACGUGGGCAAAGAUAGCUGAGCACCACUCGAGCGCCACGCACAUUCUGGAGUUCGGCCCCGAUCUUGGCGUAGCCAAGCUGAGCGACAAGGCUGCAGAAGGCCUGGGCAUCGAAUUGGUCAUCGCGACUGCCAAGCACCCGGUUAUGAGCUCCUCGACGACGUCUGCUCCCCUUGUCGGUCUGCAGCAGUUCAUCGAUGCUGCACCGACGUUCACGUCCGUUGAGGCUACGUGGGUGGAGAAGUUUGGCCCGCAAGUGACCGAAUCGGGCAAGCUGGUCAACAGAUUCACGCGCGCGCUGAACAAGCCGCCUAUUAUGGUGGCCGGUAUGACGCCGACCACCAGUUUAGAGGGCAUCGACCUUGUUGCGGCCAUCCAGAAUGCUGGUUUCCACGGUGAACUGGCUGCGGGUGGCCUGGCGCGUCCCAACAUCUUCGAGGACGCAGUGAACGAGCUCGUGUCAAAGAUCAAACCCGGUCUCGGUAUUGCGAUUAACAUGCUGUACCUGAACGCGAAGCAGUGGGGCUUCCAGUUCCCGAUGGUGCUACGUAUGCGUCGCAGCGGUGUGCCUAUCGAGAGUAUCACUAUCGGUGCCGGCAUUCCGACCAAAGAGCGUGCGCUUGAGAUGAUGUCGCAGCUGGAGGAUGUGGGUAUCAAGGUGGUUUGCUUAAAGCCUGGUUCUGUAGACGGCAUCCACGCUGUGCUGGAGAUUGCUGAGGCCAUGCCGAGUAUGACUGUGAUGCUGCAGUGGACAGGCGGUCGUGCUGGUGGCCACCACAGCUUCGAGGACUUCCACCAGCCGAUGGAGGAGACGUACGCGGCCAUCCGUCGUGUGUCGAACGUGCUGCUGGUUGUCGGCUCUGGUUUCGGUAACUGGGAGGACUCGAAACAGUACCUCACGGGCGAAUGGAGUCUGGCUCGCGGCCACCUGUUCAAGAUGCCGGCAGACGGUAUCCUCAUGGGCUCGCGCGUGAUGGUUGCGAAGGAAGCUGCGACUGCACCAGAGGUCAAGAAGCUGCUGGUGGACACACCUGGCAUCGAAUCGGAGCUGGAGUGGGAAACGAGCUACACGGGCGAGAUUGGCGGUGUGAUCACGGUCACGUCGGAGCUGGGCGAGCCCAUCCACGUCGUGGCGAACCGCUGUACUCUGCUAUGGAAGGAGUUCGACGACAAGUACUUCUCCAUCCCGCGCGACCAGGUUGAGCUGGCCCUCCGUCUGAACAAGAAGGACAUCGUCACGCGUCUGAACGCCGACUACCAGAAGCCGUACUUCGGCUGCAAGCGCAAUGUGGAGACCGGCGAGAGUGUUCCCGCUGAUCUGGAGGAGAUGUCGUAUGGUGACGUGUUGACGCGUAUGAUCGACCUGAUGUACGUGGAGGUGGAAGGCAAGCCCCAUCGCUGGGUGCAUGACACCUUCUUCUCUCGUGUGAGCAAGUUCAUCACGCGUACGGAGGAGCGGUUCCGUCGUGAAAGUUCUGGUGACCUGUUCGACCAGUCAGAGCUCAAGACGAACCCGAGAGGAACGGUGACGGCAUUUAUCACCAAGUAUCCCCAGACGGUGUCAACUCUGCUGUCAGUUCCGGACUGUGACUUCUUCCUGGAUCUGUGCCGCACUGGUGGCAAGCCCGUGAACUUUGUGCCUGCGAUCGACACGGAGUUCAAGACAUGGUUCAAGAAGGACUCGCUGUGGUACUCAGAGGACUUGGACGCCGUUCCGGAACGUGAUGCCCAGCGUGUCUUCAUCCUUCAAGGCCCCGUGGCCGUUCGCUACAGUACCGUCGUGGACGAACCCGUGGCGGAUAUCCUAAAUGGCAUUGCCACCGGUUUUGAAAACAUUGUGAAGGAAAGCGGCGCGGUUGCUGCUGCCACGGCUGCUUCUGCUAAGCAGACGGUGAACUUCGCUAACGUCGAGGUCACGGAGAGCGAAGGCCGCGUAGAACUGUCAAUCUCCGAGGAGGAAAGCACUGUGCCUUCUGCUGACGAGUGGCUGGCUUCUCUUGCCGCGUCCGUGAGCGACAAAGAGUGGCUGAACGCGCUGAUCUCGUCGACACACGUCGUAGAGGAGAAGAAGUGGCUCGCGAACCCGGUCCGUCAGCUUCUUGUGCCCCAGGCUGGCCAGAAGUACGUGGUUGAUGCUGCUGGUAUUCGUGUAUUCGACAACUCGAUCGACAUUUCGGGACCUGUGGUCGAGAUCACCAAGAAGGAUGCCAGCAUCUCAGUUGUUGUGAAUGAAGUGCGUCCGGCCGUGACUGGCCUGAAGGCUGGUGUCGUGGCGCUGGAGAUGGCUUUCCAGUACCACCCGGAGCUAUCCUGCUCCAUCCAUGCGGAAGGCAGCGGCUUCAUCGAUAAGGUUAAGGCGUUCUACGCUUGCUUCUGGGUGGCGAUUGAGGACAAGGAAGAGGAGUCGUGCAAGGCUGCAUGCGAGGAGAGCGUCAUGUCUCCUUUCACUGCUGAGUUCUCCAUUACGAAGAAGGACGUUGUUGACUACCGUGCUGCUCUGGGCCUGAGUGACGACGAAGAAGGCGCUCCGGCUGACUUCUCGACGAUCGUGUCGUGGCGUCCGCUGAUCCAGUCGGUGUUCACUAAGGAGGUGAAGGGCAACCUGCUAGAUCUGGUGCAUCUGAAGCACUCGUACAAGCUGCUGUCGUCGCGCAAGGCUUCGGCCACGUUCCUGCCUGGCGACGAUAUCGUGAGCACGUCGAACGUCGGCAGUCUGCGCAUCAUCGACAGCGGCAAGAUCGUGCACGGCGUGGCUAUCAUUUCUCGCAAAACGGUGGACGAUCAGAUGGUGGAGGUGCUUGAGCCUCUCGUGGAGCUGCACAGCGAGUUCCUGAUCCGCGGCACAUUUGAUGACUUCGAGUCGACGUUUUCAAUCGACAAGUCGGCGGACGCGUUCGUGCCCAAGCGCCAAGAGGACGUGGAGAUCCUGAAGACAAAGUCGUGGCUGAAGCUAGUAGCUGACGCCUCAGUGAACAUCGGCGACCACCUGUCGUUCGAGCUUACGACCAAGAAGCAGUACGCAUCGAUCGGUUCGUUGAGUUCUGUGGAGGUGUCGGGUACGCUGUUCCGUGACGAAGCGGGCUCGAAUGUGGAGCUGGCCACGGUCGAGUUCAAGAGCAAUGACGCGAACGAGAGUCCUGUUGUGGCCUUCUUGCGCCAGGUACUGCCUGAGGAUGGCAAGGCCAGCGGCAUGUUCUCGAACGGUGGCUCACACAUGCUGGAGAAGCCGCUGGAGAUCAAGGUCCCGACGAGCGCUUUGGCGUACGCCGUGGCAUCUCGCGACCUGAACCCGAUUCAUCGCUCCAAGUACGCGGCGAUACUGGGCCACCUGCCCAAGGGCAAGCCGAUCAUGCAUGGUCUGUGGACGGCGACCAAGGUGCGCGAUCUGGUGAUCCAGAACUUCGGUCUAGGUUUCGACAGCAACGUGGUCGACUACGACGUCAACUUCGACGGCAUGGUGUACCCGGGCGACAAGCUGUUCAUGCAGGCUCGUCACAUUGGCCUCGACAAUGGCAAGAAGGUGCUGUCUGCUGAGGUUGUGAACGGCUCCGGUGAGCGCGUCGUGAGCGCGCGCGCUGUCGUCAAGCAGGCGCCGAUGGCAUUUGUCUUCACUGGCCAGGGCUCUGCUGCUGUGGGUAUGGGUAUGGACCGCUACCAGGAGUCCUCGGUCGCUCGUGACAUUUGGAACCGUGGUGACACUCACCUGCGCAAGACUUUCGGCUUUUCUAUCCUGGACAUGGUGCGUAAGAACCCCAAGGCCAUCAUGGUGCACUUCGGCGGUAAGAAGGGCCGCAAGAUCCGCGAAAAGUACAUGAGCUUGACUUGCGAGGACCCCGUGACUGGCGAGAUCGCGCCUUUGCUGCCGGAGAUUAACGCUCGUACGCAGAGCUUCAGCUUCUCAGCUCCCGAGGGUCUGCUGUUCGCGACCCAGUUCAGUCAGCCCGCAUUAGUGUUGUUGGAGAAGGCUAUGUUCUCUGAGAUUGAGGCGGCUCAGCUGAUUCCGGAUGACGCUCACUUCGCUGGACACUCUCUCGGUGAGUACGCCGGUUUGAGCUCGUUUGCUGGAGCUCUGGCUGUCGAGGACGUGGUGGAAGUUGUGUUCCUACGUGGCUUGAUCAUGCAAAAGGCUGUGAAGCGCGACGCUGAGGGACGUUCCGACUACGGUAUGGUGGCCACGAACCCCACGCGCGUUGGUCCUCACCUCACGGAAGAGGUGAUGCACAAGAUCGUGGACGGCGUUGAAGCUGCUUCGGGUAAGCUGUUGCAGGUUGUGAACUUUAACAUUCAGCAGCGCCAGUACGUCGUGGCUGGUGAGAACGUAAACUUGGAGACCCUGUCGCUGGCGCUGUCUGCUUUAAAGACGCUGAAGUUGACUGCUGCUGAGGACAUAGAGAAGGUUAUUGCCGACUCAUUGGCUCAGGCUCGCGCUCGCAAAGAGAAGUGCGAGCAGACUGGACGCCCGUUUACGCUUGCGCGCGGCCAGGCGACAAUCCCGCUGGUCGGCAUCGACGUGCCGUUCCACUCGCGUGAGCUGCUUGGCGGCGUGCCGUCGUUCCGUGCGCUGCUGCGUACCAAGUUCGACCCGCAAGUGCUGGAGCGCCAGCUGCCGCUCCUGGUGAACCGCUACAUCCCGAACCUGGUGGCUACUCCGUUCUCGCUCAAGCGUUCGUACUUUGAGGAGGUCUACGCUGCGACCAAGAGUCCGUAUCUAGAGGAGGUUCUGGACCCGAUGCAGUGGAAGUUGACGUCGAAGGCUCAGCUCGCGCACUUGCUUGUGGUGGAGCUGUUGGCGUACCAAUUCGCAUCCCCCGUCCAGUGGAUCAAGACGCAGGCGCUGCUGUUCUCGGAGGGCGGUGUUCGUCGCUUUGUGGAGAUUGGCCCUGCUCCGACGUUGACGAACAUGGCACUGCGUACUCUCCAGGUUGGCGACUUCCCAGACGUGUCGCGUGAGAUUCUAUGGUACCAGCGUGACCGUGAGGUUGUUCACUUCGAGGAGGAGACGUCCAACAUUUCUGCUUCCGAAUACGCCCGUGGUCUGGCUGCCGAGACUGCUGCUGAAGCUGCUGCCGCCGCUGCGAAGGUUGCAGCCGAGUCUGCUCCGAAGGUUGAGGAGGCCCCGGCUCCGGCCGCAUCGGCACCGGUUGCUGCACCCGUCCAGGUGCAAGCUGCUCCUGCUCCUGCUCCCGCCGCUGCUGCUCCUGCGGCUGCCGACGCUCCGGUGUCCGCUCUCCACGUCCUGCGUAUUCUUCUCGCUGUUCGUCUGAACAAGGAGCUGGCUGAAAUCAAGGAAGACACGGACGUCAAGACGCUGUGUGCUGGUAAGUCUGCUGUGCAAAACGAGAUCCUGGGGGACCUCGAGAAGGAGUUCGGCGGCGGUGUUCCUGAGGGUGCUGGCGAGGUGCCGCUGAAGGAGCUGGCAUCCAAGUUCUCUGGCUACAACACGCUUGGCAAGGUGACGAAUGGUCUCGUCAACAAGGUGGUGGCGAGCAAGAUGCCUGGUGGCUUCACGAUGUCGAGUAUCAAGGAGUACCUGGGCUCUGAGAAGGGUCUGGGUGCUGGACGCAUGGAGAGCGUGUUGGCUCACUCUCUGCUGUUGGCCCCGCAGACUCGUUUCAAGGGCGACGCGGACGCGCGCAAGUGGCUGGACGAGAGUGUGAGCGGCUACGCUUCAUUCGCUGGCGUCUCGCUUGACCGUCCGACGAUGGCUGCUACGCCCGGUGCAGUGGGCAUGUCGUUCAACCCUGCUCCAGUGUCGAUCCCGACGGUGACUGACAAGCCGGUGGAGGCCAAGCAUGCUCUGCUGGUCAUGCUGGCGGCCAAGUUCGGCAAGGCUUUCAGCGAGGUUCCGGAAACUGCGACCAUCAAGGAGCUGUCUGCUGGCAAGUCAGCCGUGCAGAACGAGAUUGUUGGCGACUUGGAGAAGGAGUUCGGCUCUGGUCCGGAUGAUGCAGCGGAGAUGAAACUGGCUGAGCUGGCCGGCAAGUUCCCCGACUACGCGUCGCCGGGCAAGGUGACGAGCGCUCUGAUUGCUAAGAUGCUGGCGAGCAAGAUGCCUGGUGGUUUCGGUCUGUCUGCCAUCAAGGAAUACUUGUCUAGUGAACGCUGCCUGCCGAGCAGCCGCAUUGAAAGUGUGCUACUUCACGGUCUUACGCAGAACCCGAAGGCGCGUCUGACUGAUGACGCGACAGCGAAGCAGUGGCUGGACGGCGUCGUGGAUGAUUACGCUAAGUACGCUGGCAUUGAUAUCCCGUAUCUGUCGAAGCUGGGAGGCAUAAUGGCUGGUCCGGCGAUGGGCCAGCCGGUGAUGCAGUCGAGCUCGCUGCCCAGCGACUUCGAAAAGCGCUUAAAGACCAUGAUCGCGGACCAGAUCGACGCGCUCAACUCGUACUUGGGCGAGGACCAGCUGGACUGGCACCGUAAGAUCGAGACGGAGGUGGGCAUGCGUGAGGAGAUGGAGACGUCCGUGUCACAGUGGGUGACGGAGCAUGGAGAGUUCUACGGCGCAGGUAUUGCCAGCAAGUUUGACGCCAAGAAGGAGCGCCAGUACGACAGCUACUGGAACUGGGCUGUGCAGGACGCCAUGGAGCUAUACUACCGUACUGCAGCUGCUGCCAAGGGCACGCCCGUGAGCUCGAAGCUGGCUGUGAACGAAGGCCUGAGUACGCACUUUGAAGCUAUGAGCCGCUUUAUCAACAAGAAUGUGGACACCAUUACGGAUGAGUCGGCCCUUCCGCCGCUCGAGUGGUUCAAGCCGUACCUGUGCAACCGUGCCACGCCUGAGCUGCUGCAGUGCACGCAGUUCUUCGUGUCGCGCGCUGAGGAAGAAAGUAGUCCCGAGCUCGCCCAGGCGGUUCAACUGCUGGUCGAACAGGUGGAAGAGUGGCUGAGCACGAACCCCGUGAACAUGCAGAUCUUCAAGCCAAAGCAGCCGCAGCUUCGUAUUCUCGAAAACGGCAAGCUCGAGUACGAUGAGGUGCCUCGCGAAGGUGUGGCUGACUCCAUCAACUACGUUGACGAGGUUGCUCGCGGUCUCGAGUAUAACGACGCUAUCGAGACUGGCAAGGUUGCUGGAUCAGACGUCACGGCAGGAAUGACCAGUGCCGUCGGAUUUGAGUCGACUCUAAACGACAACGGCAGCAUGAGCAGUGACGAGCCUGACAGCGAUGACGACGACGAAUUUGAGGAGGAGGAAGCUGCAUUGGGUGACAAGCAGACCAGUAAGACCAAGAAGGUCGCUCCUGCCAAGGGUGCCAAGCUCAACGCCUUGCGUGACUCUCUGCGUAAGCGCGCCAAGCGUGAGUCGGAGAAGUCGCUUGUGGCUCGUUCGUCCUCGCUGCGCUUCGGCUUGAACGAGAAUCUCAAGCAGAUUGUUCUGCCGCACGUGCACGUCCGUAAGCCGUCCGACGUGGACCCGACCAUCCGCCUGUAUGACGUUGAGUCGACCUGUGUGCUACUAUCGUGCAUGCGCGAGAUGGCCUCGACGGGUAUCUCGUUCGCUGGUAAGGUGGCGUUGCUGACUGGUUGCGGUAAGAACUCCAUUGGAGCUGAGAUCGUCAAGGCGCUUCUGGAGGGUGGUGCUACGGUGUUCGUGACCACGAGCAGCUUCAGUAUGAAGACGACCGGCCUGUUCCGUGAGAUCUACGAGCAGCACGGUAGCCGUGGUAGCCGUCUCAUCGUACUACCGUUCAACCAGGCAUCUAAGGUGGACGUGCAAAGCCUGGUGGCACAUAUUUACAAUGUGCACAAGCUGGAUCUGGACUUUGUGAUUCCGUUUGCGGCUCUGUCAGAGGUUGGACGUACGAUCACGGACAUUGACUCGCGUUCGGAGCUGGCACACCGCAUCAUGCUGACGAACACGGUGCGUCUUCUGGGUGAGGUUGUGACUGCUAAAAAGGCUCGUGAUAUUACUACUCGUCCAGCUCUCGUGAUCCUACCCAUGUCGCCGAACCACGGCAACUUCGGUGGAGACGGUUUGUACGCCGAGUCGAAGCUGGGUGUGGAGAGUCUCAUGAACAAGUGGUAUUCGGAGGGCUGGGAUGAUCAGCUUUCGAUCGUCGGCGCCAUUAUCGGCUGGACGCGUGGCACGGGCCUCAUGUCGGGCAACAACGUGGUUGCUGCCGGUGUCGAGAAGAUGGGAAUGCGUACGUUCAGUACGACGGAAAUGGGCUUCAACCUGAGCGCUCUGAUGCACCCGAGCAUUGUUGACCGUGCUGCUGAGUCGCCUAUCUUCGCGGACCUCACCGGUGGCAUGGCUCAGGUGAGCGACCUCAAGGACCAGGUGGAUUCUAUCCGAGCCGAUAUCAUGAAGAAGUCGAAGCUGCAGGCUUCUAUUCAUGCUGCACUGGAGAGCGACAAGAAGCUGCUGGCUUUACCUUCGAAGAAGCAGGUGGCCACUCCCAGCUCGAAGACGUUUGCUCCUCGCGCCAACAUGUCAAGCUACUACUGCAACUCGUUCCCGAAGCUGUCGGGUGUGGCUGGUCUGUCUGCCUCGAAGAAGCAGGCACUGUUGCGUGGUAUGCUGGACCUGCGUCAGGUUGUGGUCGUCACGGGUUUUGGUGAAGUGAGUCCGUGGGGUAACUCGCGCACGCGUUGGGAGAUGGAGUCGUACGGCGAGUUCUCACUGGAAGGUUGCAUCGAGCUGGCGUGGUUGACCGGCCGCGUCGUGUUCGACAAGGGCAACUGGGUGGACGCAAAGACGAAGGAGAUCGUACCGGACCACCAGGUGAAGCCUCGGUACGAGGAGGACAUCCUGAAGCACUCGGGUAUCCGUAUCGUGGAGCCUGAGCUGUUCGAUGGCUACGACCCGAAGAACAAGAUGGUGCUGCACCAGGUGGCCAUCGACAAGAAGAUGUCGCCCAUUGAGGUGGCUGACCGUGAGGAAGCUCUGCAGUUCCGCAAGGAGCUGGGUAAGGAGAACGUGGACAUCUUCCAGAAUGCGUCGGGCGCGUGGAUGAUUCGUCUGCGCAAGGGAUCUGUCCUGAACAUUCCCCGUGCUCUCAACUUCGACCGCUUUGUGGCUGGUCAGAUCCCGACUGGCUGGAGUGCUGAGCGUCUGGGUCUGUCGAAGGACCUGGCCGAGUCGGUGGACCCGAUCACGCUGUAUGUGCUUGCGGCCACAAUGGAUACGCUCGUCGCGGCUGGUGUGACGGACCCGUACGAGUUCUACCAGUACGUUCACGUGUCGGAAGUCGGCAACACGUCAGGUGGUGGUAUGGGAGGCAUGCGUGCGUUCACGCAGAUCUACAAGAACCGUGUGCUGGGCAAGCCUGCCCCGAGUGACGCCCUGCAGGAAUGCUUCAUCAACACGCCUCCUGCUUGGGUGAACAUGCUGCUGCUGAGCUCGUCCGGUCCUAUUAAGACCCCCGUUGGUGCUUGUGCCACGGCUGCUGAGUCGGUGGACAUUGGUACGGAGACGAUCAAGAGUGGCAAAGCUCGCAUCUGCAUCGUUGGUGGCUACGACGACUUUGGUGAGGAGGGUGCUUACGAGUUCGCUCAGAUGAAGGCUACUAGUGACUCUGUCAAGGAAACCGGCAUGGGCCGUGAGCCCAAGGAAAUGUGCCGUCCGUGCUCGACCACGCGUGGUGGCUUCAUGGAGAGUCAUGGUGCGGGUAUGCAGCUGCUGAUGGACGCUCAACUUGCUUUGGAAAUGGGCUUGCCGAUCUAUGGUAUCGUCGCGCUCACCAACACGGCAACGGACAAGAAUGGACGAUCCGUGCCGGCUCCUGGCCAGGGCAUUCUGACGACGGCCCGUGAGACUUCGUCGGACAACUCGAAGCCGUCACCGCUGCUGGACGUGGAAUUCCGUCGCCGCCAGUUCGACGACGAACUCGAAAGUAUCGAGAAGUGGUACGCUCGCGAGGAGGCUUUGAUCGACGGCGACGAGUCUCGUGUGGCGUUCCUGGAUGAGAUGAAGGUGCGUAAGGUGCAGUCUGCGCAGUCAAUGUGGGGCGACAACUUCUUUUAUGGCCGUACGGAUAUCGCUCCUAUUCGUGGUGCGCUGAACGUGUGGAAUCUGGACAUCGACGAUGUCGGUGCUGCUAGCUUCCACGGUACGGGCACCACGGCCAACGACAAGAACGAAAGCGAGGUGACGCACAAGCAGAUGGCUCACUUAGGCCGUUCUCCGGGUAACCCACUGCCUGUCAUCUGCCAAAAGAACCUGACGGGCCACCCCAAGGGUGCCGCUGCUGCUUGGAUGCUCAACGGAUUGCUGCAGGUGCUCAAUUCGGGCUUGAUCCCAGGCAACCGUCAGCUGGACAACACGUGCGAGACCCUGCGCAAGUACGACCAGCUCGUGUACCCGAACCGUAGCUUCCAGACCGUGGGCGUCAAGGCCGUAAUGAUGAAGAGUUUCGGCUUCGGUCAGGCCGGUGGUGAAGUGCUGUUGGUGCACCCGGACUUUUUGCUGUCUACGUUGCCUGCUGACGAGUUCCAGCACUACUCGGCUCUCCGCGAACAGCGUCUGAUCAAGAUGAACACGCACACACAGAGCGUGAUCACCGGCAAGCAUCCGCAUAUUCAGGUGAAGAACGAGGCGCCGUAUUCGUCGGCGCAGGAAAGCAACGUGUAUCUGGACCCUACGGCUCGUGCCGAGUACGACGCGACGUCCAAGACGUGGCGUUUUGGAGGCGCGGACUCUUUGACUGCGGAGGAGAACCGCCGUCUGCGUGCUGAGAAGCGCGCGAACAAGGCGAAGGCUGCCGCGGAAGCGGCGUCGUCGAACAAGAAGAUCUCGGACGCGCACCAGGCUGACUCGUCCUCGACGCUGUUGACUGCCAUCAACCAAGCGGCGACGGACCUGGGCCUGGCGUCCAAGAACAUGGGCAUGGGCGUCGAUGUGGAGCCCGUGGCCACGUUUGAGAACUUGAACGGUCGUGAGGACUUCAUCCGCCGCAACUUUACGGACCAGGAGAUGGCGUACUGCUACAGCGCGCCUCACCCGGCCGCGAGCUUCGCCGGUCGCUGGGCUGCCAAGGAGGCUGUGAUUAAGGCCAUUUCCAGCUCGGCACCGACUGAGCCGAACCUGUGGAAGGGUGCUGGCGCUCCACUCCGUGAGAUCGAGAUCUUCAUGACGGCUUCGGGCGCACCGUCGGUGCUGCUGUCUGGCUACCCGCUGCAGGUUUUCAACCGCUUGGGCUUGUCGAAGCUGAGCGUGUCCAUCAGCCACUCGGGCGACUUCGCUGUGUCCCAGGCUGUGGCUAACUUCCAGCAGGAGUAAGUGCUCGUGAAGUCUCUAUAGUUUUGCAUAUUACACAGUGCGUACUUCAUGCUGUACAUUUGAGUUAAUGAACUUCAGUGAAUAC